AUUGGAGGCACAUAUAGCUAGGACGUGGCUGGUGACGCUGACCCUCAGAGAUGGUGACCACCAGGAGUGAGGCGCAGGCCUCCGGAGCCAGGGAGGAGAUACCUCAUGACCAUCUGUUUAAAGUCACAGGGCUUUCAUCUACGAAUUUAGAAAAAAUGGCGCAAGAGCCGGCGGCGGACUUUGAAACAGCAAUAGCUGCGACAGGGUACGGCGGGUUCAACAUCGCGCUACUGCUGUGUACGCUACCUGCCUUCUGGAGCGCCGUGUCCGUCACCAGCUCCGUGUCUUACAUCUUCACACGCGCCCAGUGCGACAUGAACCUUAGCCUGCUAGACAUGGGCACUGUCAACGCUAUCACCUACGGAGGCAUGAUAUCGUCAGCGCUGGUGUGGGGCUUUCUGUCGGACACGCUGGGCCGCCGACAGAUCCUGGCCUGGGGCUUCUUCUGCUCCGGACUCUUCGAGAUCGCUGCCGCCAUGAGCCAGAACUUCACCAUGCUUUUAAUAACGAGAUUCGCUAGUGGAUUCUUAUUCAACGGUCCGUUUGCUGUGCUGAUCUCCUACAUAGCGGAGUUGCACCGCACGGAGCUGCGCGCGCGCGUCAUCCUGCUAACCAGUCUGUUCUACACCAUCGCCAACACCACGCUGCCGCUGCUCGCUUGGGCCAUGCUUACACACACUUGGGACUUCUAUCUCUUUGGCGGGAGAUUCGUAAUCCAUUCGUGGAAUCUGUUCCUGCUGGCGACAGCGUUAGUGCCGUUGCUGACGGGGCUGGCCUUCCUCUGCCUGCCAGAGAGCCCCAAGUUCCUCAUGUCGCGGGGCCGCAAUGCUGAGGCCCUCGAGGUCUUUAGAAAGAUAUAUAAGAUGAACACAGGGAAAUCUAAGGAACAAUUUCCAGUGACACGACUAGUGGAGGAGAGAUCACAAGAGCAGGGGCGCGGGGUGGCGGCGCUGCGGGGCGGGGCGGCUCAGUUGGCGCCCCUCUUUCGGCCCCCGCACGCACCCUGGCUGUUGCUUAUGUGCGCCAUACACAUCGGUUGUAUGUUCGGGUCCAAUACCAUCCGGCUGUGGUACCCGCAACUGGCAGCCAUGAUAGGGUCCGAGGAGAAUGGCUCGCUGUGCUCGGCGCUGGCGCCAGCACCCGCGGACUCUGGGCCUUGCGCGCCAUUGCAGCCCGACAUGUUAACUUACCUGCAGAGCGCUAUGGUCGGCGCGGGCUCCGUGCUCACCUACAGCAUCGGCGGCGCUCUUGUCAACAGAUGCGGUAAGAAAGUGGUUGCUGGCCUGUGCGGCGUGGUGAGCGCGGGAAUCAUCGCAUUACUACCGGUGCUGGGCUCGGGCGCUGCAGCGGUGGUUGCCAUGGUCACCGCAGCGUUGUCCUUCACCGCCCUCUGCGGGGCCUCACUCUCCAGUAUCAAUGUCGAUCUCUUUCCGACCUCAUUAAGGGUAAUGGCUAUGGCUACAUUCCUGAUGAGCGGUCGCCUGGGCACGAUAGCGGGAACAGUCAUAUUUCCCGCACUCAUAGACUACGGCUGUCUGCCGCCAUUUAUCACAAUAGCUGCGGUUUUAGCAGCGUGCGGUUUUGGAUGCUUCCUUGUCCCAAAUACUACGCUCAAGAAACUGGAGUAAACGCAGAGCGACUACUAUUCGAGUGUAUUUAAC
This is a messenger RNA of Papilio polytes (common Mormon), 1661 nucleotides long. Its product is annotated as synaptic vesicle glycoprotein 2A-like. Gene Ontology annotation, molecular function: transmembrane transporter activity. The record is from RefSeq and is a predicted model, not a curated record. NCBI's taxonomy places the organism in Eukaryota, Metazoa, Arthropoda, Insecta, Lepidoptera, Papilionidae. Gene Ontology annotation, biological process: transmembrane transport. The transcript is spliced from 10 exons. Gene Ontology annotation, cellular component: membrane. Bases 51 to 1628 code for a protein of 525 amino acids.